AUGAAGGGGAAGCCGUCUCGCUCGGGUUCUCCACGCAGAUGUUCCUCGGCUCGAUCCUUUGUGAGAUCUGCUUUCACGAAAAUCCCAGAAAGGAGUUUCAUCUUCUCGCCCAAUCUGCAACUUCUAUUAUUUACUGCAAACACAUUUGACACCAUUAGUAGCGAUGCUUUCUUGGGCCUUCCUCAUCUAGAAUAUUUGUUUAUAGAAAACAACAACGUCAAAUCACUUUCCAACACUUCUUUUCGCGGGCUGAAGUCCUUAAUUCACUUGAGUCUUGCAAACAAUAACCUCCAAACGCUCCCUAAAGACAUAUUCAAAGGAUUGGAUUCACUAACAAAUGUAGACCUGAGAGGAAAUGCUUUCAAAUGUGAUUGCAAAUUGAAAUGGUUAAUUGCAUGGAUAAGCAGAACAAAUGCAACAGUGGAAGAUAUUUAUUGUGAAAGUCCACCAGAGUAUAAGAAACGCAAAAUCAAUAGCCUCUCUCCUAGUGAAUUUGAUUGCAUCAUUACACAAUUUGUUGUAUUUCGAAAGUUGCCAUAUCAGUCCCUGUCAGUGGACACUUUCUCAUUCAUGAAUGAUGAAUAUGUGGUUAUCGCGCAGCCUUUUAUCGGAAAAUGUAUUUUUCUGCAAUGGGACCAUGUGGAAGGGACAUUCAGGAAUUUUGAUAACAUCACAGGGACUUCAGUGGUUGUCUGUAAGCCGAUCAUUGUUGAGAAUCGCUUAUACAUCAUUGUUGCCCAGCUCUUCGGUGGCUCCCAUAUAUACAAAAGAGACAUUCAUGCAAACAAAUUUAUCAAAAUUCAGGAUAUUGAGAUCCUUAAGAUCAGAAAGCCUAAUGACAUUGAGACAUUCACAAUUGUAAAGAAUGCAUACUUUGCAAUAGCAGAUAGUUCAAAAGCUGGCAUCACCACUGUCUAUAAGUGGAAUGGAAAUGGAUUUUAUUCUGACCAAUCUUUGCACGAAUGGUACAGAGACACUGAUGUGGAGUAUCUUGAAAUAGCCACCAAGCCUCACCUGAUCAUCUCAAGCAGUUCUCAACACCCAGUCCUAUAUCAGUGGAACAGGGGCACAAACAAUUUUGCUGACCCAGUGGAUAUUCCAGAUAUGGAAGAUGUUUACGCUGUCAAACACUUCAAAGUGAAAGAAGAUAUUUAUGUUUGCCUAACAAGAUUCAUUGGGGAUUCCAAAGUAAUGAAAUGGACAGGAUCCAAAUUUCUGGAUUUACAAAGAAUGCCAUCCAGGGGGUCCAUGGUGUUCCAGCCACUUCAGAUAAAGAAUUAUCAGUAUGCUAUUCUUGGAAGUGAUUAUUCUUUCACUCAAGUCUAUUUCUGGGAUGCGGGAAAAACCAAAUUUGUCAAGUUUCAAGAAUUAAAUAUUCAAGCGCCAAGAUCCUUCACACACGUUUUUGUUGACAAACAAGAUUUUCUCUUUGCAUCAAGUUUUAAAGGAAAUACAGUGAUCUAUAAGCACAUCAUAAUUGACUUAAGUGCAUGAUACAUACAUAUUUACACACAUACACAAACACCCCAGGUAUGGAGUCUGUUGUGAGACUUCUUCCAUUAAUAACAGAGACCUAACAAACUAAAUGCAUGACAAUGAUUCUCUUUACUUCCAGUCUGCGAAAUGCCUUUAACAGCUGAGAUUGUUGAAAUAAAGUGCUACAACUAAUAUCUUCAACCAUAAAUGUCAAGUCUAGUGCUGUUUAAAAUUGCAAUUUUAAAAGAAGGACAAAUUAAAGCAUUAACUAUUAUUUGCAACAACAGUGUAAAUGGCUAAUGAAGCUCCAUCCCUCCUAAAUGAGUUGGAAAGCACCAAUCAAUUGUAAUUUUUCAUUAUUCACUGAUCUGAACAUUGCCAAAUAAAAUGUUUACGU
This is a messenger RNA of Protobothrops mucrosquamatus (brown spotted pit viper), 1873 nucleotides long. RefSeq names its product leucine rich glioma inactivated 1 (gene LGI1). Lineage: Eukaryota; Metazoa; Chordata; Lepidosauria; Squamata; Viperidae. Gene Ontology annotation, molecular function: protein binding. The transcript is spliced from 8 exons. Bases 1 to 1494 code for a protein of 497 amino acids. The record is from RefSeq and is a predicted model, not a curated record.